Molecule: messenger RNA, 873 nt
Organism: Cyclocybe aegerita
Lineage: Eukaryota; Fungi; Basidiomycota; Agaricomycetes; Agaricales; Hemipholiotaceae
Source: the annotation of a GenBank genome assembly
AUGCCUCAAAUACCUUGGCCAUUCUCAGGAACUGACAAGAACGCGCCAAAGGGAGAGUACGAACGACUCGUUUUGAGGAUCAAAGAACAAUGGAAUACUUUACCACCUGAGGCGGCAGGUGGAAUGGCAAUAGCACUCGGUGUUGGGGCGACGCUAAUCUCAAGACGCAUAUACACGCGUUACGGACGCAGGAUUCGCAGCGCUGAGUGGCUCACCCCAAGACUUUUUGAGAAACGACGCUGGAUAAAGGGAGUGGUGACCAAUGUUAGGGAUGGAGACAACUUCAGGCUGUUCCAUACGCCUACGUUAGGAGGUUAUACCUGGCCGUUCAAUUUUCGGGAGAUACCCACGGGAAAAGACCUUAGGGAGGAUACUCUGCAUAUCCGAAUAGCCGGUGUAGAUGCUCCAGAGGCAUCACACUGGGGAAAACCUGCACAACCCUACUCGGCUGAGACCUUGCAGUGGCUUCAAGACCGCAUCCUCGGGAAGAAAGUUUAUUGUCAACUCUUACGUGCAGAUCAAUACUCGCGCGUCGUCUGCCAUGUCCAUCUUCCGCCACGCAUCCUCCCUGGAUUUCUUUUCCUUGGGAAGAAUCUAGCGGAAGAAAUGCUGAAAGCCGGGUGUGCCGUAACGUACGAACAGGCUGGUGCUGAGUACGGAGAAUCAGGAAAGGAUGGAUAUAUGCGGCUCCAACUUGAGGCCAAGCGUGCAUGUCGAGGCAUGUGGAAGAGUGGCAAGGUCGAUGAGACCCCAGCCGAAUAUAAACGUCGACACGCUCUGGCAGCCGCCUCAGCGACGCCACCUGGCGGAGAAGCCGCUGCGGUGAAAGGCAAGACCAGGAAGAGCUUGUGGAAGAGGCUUUUCUUUCGCUGA